AUGCCGCUAUGGAAUACUGUAAGGUCAAGGUCAGUUUUUUUCGCGAAACUGUCGUUCAAACGAUCCAAAUUGGCCACGAACCGGUUUAAUUCCACAUCUACAGCUGCGCUUCUAUUGCAGAAGAACUUGGCUCUACGGAAUCACGCGCUUUACAACUAUGAAAACGAUACCCUCAGAUGCACCGUAUUGGACUCCAAGGGAAAUAUGACCACACCAUCGAUGGAAAUCAAAAGAGAUGAGUUGAUCUCAACGCAUGGACUACUUCCUCGAGAUCUACGGAAAAUUGAAAAAUCCAGAAAGAACGAUUUGGUACCGAGUUUGUUGGUCAGAGAGAAUAGUAUUUUGAUCAGUUUGCUUACGAUUCGGGCGCUGGUGAAAUGUGACGCAGUGAUUCUUUUCGAUUCGAUGGGCAUCUCGUUGGAAUCGCGAGCACACACGAAUUUUCUUACGGAUUUAAAGGCAAGACUUCGCAAUCAAGAGGGCAAUGGUAUUACAAAAGAUCCGCUGCCGUACGAAUUCAGAGCCCUGGAAUCGAUUUUCAUUUCUGCACUUUCGAAUUUGGGUGCCGAGAUGAAAGUCCAUCUUACGGUAACAAGAGGCAUCCUUCAGGACUUAGAAUAUGGUAUUACACGGGAUAAACUGAGGUUCUUGCUGGUACAGAACAAAAAACUCAGUAUUUUCCACAAGAAGGCUGCUUUAAUGGGAGAAAUGAUCGAUGAUUUGUUGCAGCAAGACGAUGAACUGUGCGAGAUGUACCUCACAAGCAAAAAAGCCGGCAAAAUACGCGACAAAGACGAUCACGCCGAGAUCGAGAUGUUGCUUGAAACUUACUACAGCCAUGUCGACGAAAUCGUACAGACGGUGCGAAACAUGAUGACCAACGUCAAGACGACAGAAGAAAUCAUAAACAUCAUAUUGGACGCUCAUCGAAACCAGCUUAUGUUGUUGGGGCUUCGAUUUUCGAUAGGAUUACUUGCAUUGGGUGCCUCCAUUUACGUGGCCUCACUGUACGGUAUGAACCUGGAAAACUUCCUGGAAGAAGGAAACAUAGGUUUCCCGCUAAUCACGAUCGCUUGUGCUUUCCUGAUGGCAUUAAUUUUCGCACACAGCAUAAGGCAACUACACAGGAUCCAAAAGAUGACUUUGAUGGGUAGUCAAAGGUCUCAACUAAAAUGA
Molecule: messenger RNA, 1176 nt
Organism: Lachancea mirantina
Lineage: Eukaryota; Fungi; Ascomycota; Saccharomycetes; Saccharomycetales; Saccharomycetaceae
Source: the annotation of a GenBank genome assembly